UCUCCUCGGGCUAAAUCUGUUCGGCCAGCCAAUGCAGCUAUACUAGAGGCCUCUCCCUGUACUUCCUGCGUAUGCUAUAAAUUUACAGUACAUAUCAGCUCAUUUGUGUUCAGGCACGCGAGUUCCUACUUUCACCAGAUGCACAGGUAUCGGCUGGUGUGUCCAGAUGACUCAUCAGGAGCAGCAGGAGAUCCUGUUUAGGGAGAGCCUGGAGGCAGCUAUGUCCUGGAUGAAGGCCGUCCAGGAGCGGCUCCAGCUCAACGACAACACCCAGGGCCCCCGGGCCGCCCUGGAGGCCAGACUCAGAGAGACAGAGAAAAUCCACCAGUCGGAGCACGAGGGUCAUUUGAAGUUUGACAAGGUGCUUGUGGCUGCAGAGGUCUUACUCCAGAACGGUAACCAGGAGACGAGGAACAUCACCCAUGCCAGACUCAAAGAACUCAAAGCAUUAUGGGAGGAGACCUGCACCUACAUCAUCCACUGUCACAGCCGUAUAGAGUGGGUUUGGCUGCACUGGAGUGAGUACCUGAAGGCCUAUGAGGAGUUUGAGAUGUGGCUGGUCAGCGUUUGUCGCAGUCUGGAGCCGGAGGUGGAGCUGCAGCUGGGGGUGAAGGAGAAAUUGUGGCAGGUAGACAACCAGCGCGUCCUGCUGAGUGACGUCCAGAACCAGGCACUGUUGCUGGAGAGGCUGGUGGACGAGGCUGCAGCGCUGAACAACCGCAUCCAGGAUCCCAGUGUGGACCAGGAAGCACAGGAGAGACUCCAGCUGGUCUAUAACAGCAUACGGGACAAGGCUGAUGAGAGGCUGUCGGUGCUGCAGAAGAUGGCUGAAGAGCACCAGAUGUACCAGAGAGACGUCCUGAAGUUCCAGGCCUGGCUGGUGUCCAAGACUAAGGAGCUCAACACCCUCACUGAGACAGAGGACACAGCCGAGAACAAACUCCGAGCCCUGCAGACCCUGGAUGACAACGUGGCCAGUGAGGAGAGGACGCUGCAGCAAAUUGAGGUCAUGGCGGAGGCAGUGCGGGCCAACACGUCCCCCGGGGGGGCAGAUGUGGUGGUGGAGGAAGCAGAGGCGCUGCGUCUGGACUGGCAGAGGCUGAGACAGAGCCUGUGUGAGGCCGGAGAGAGCCUGAAGAGCAGCCUGGAGUCUCAGAGCCAGUACCAGAGCCGCUGCCAGCGUCUAGGGGAGGACAUCGGGCAUCUCCGGGGCCUGCUCCACAGACUGACCAGAGACCUGGAGACAACCAGGGAGGGAGACAGGACCAGAGACCUGGAGACAGCCAGGGAGGGAGACAGGACCAGAGAUCUGGACACAGCCAGGGAGGGAGACCGGACCGGAGAUCUGGAAACAGCCAGGGAGGGAGACAGGAUUGUGGAACAGAUGGUUGGGCAGUGGAGGAAAUACAUGAACAUCCGGAAUACUUUAUUGGCAGAGGAAUCCCAGGUGGAGCGCCUCAAGGCCCAGCUUAAAGAACUCUUCCGCUUUUCCCAAGACUCCCAGCAUCUCUCUGACGACGUCCUGGCUGUGGUGAAGGAACAGCAGAGUGUGAAGUGUCGUGCUAUGAAGCUAUGUGUGGAGUCAGAGUUGGGGCUGAGACAAGUGCUGCAGGACCCUCUGCAUGGAUUCUCUCAGUGGAGUCAGGUUGUCUCUCAAGUGCUGGAGUCUUCUGCUGAAGUGUCUGAGUUCUCACACGUCGCCAUGCUGGUGCAGAACAUCCAGGGGUUGCUGAAGCACAGUCUGCAGCUGCAGGAGCAGUUGCGUUUGAUGCUGUUGAAGAGAGAUCUGCUGUGUUCAGUGUUCGGCUCAGACAGUGCAGAGAGUCUAAUGACAGCGCUCAAUGACACCGUGAGGAAAAGGGAGUUACUGCACAACCAGCUGCUGCAGAGGAAAGCAAGACUGCAGGGUUUUAUCUCAAGGACAAAGGACUUUGGGGACGCCUGCAAGUCAAUCAGGAACAAGCUGACCCUGCUGAGAGAGAGACUGAUCUCAGCAGACAGCCUCCAGCCAGACAUACUGGCCAAGAAGAGCCAGUCAGACCAGCAACGGGUGAUCAAGAAGGACUUGGAGGACUGUGAGGCCCACAUCACAGCUCUGGAGACUCUGGUGUCGUCUAGCUCUGCUAACAGGACACAGUUUGAGAGGCUUUACGGGGACUGGAGGAUCCUUUACAAGUCCGUCAGGGUAAAGGUGAAGGAGAGUGAGGAGAGCAUCGGGGGGCACGAGAGUUUCCACGUGAGCCUGCUAAACGUGGAGAAGUGGUUGAUGAUUAUGAGGCAGAAGCUGGAGUCCUACCGCAGUUCUACUGGGGAGUGGAGCCUGGACAACAGACAGCAAGAGGCUGAAAGGGCACUAGGUGAGUUCCCAGAGAAGGAACUGCAGCUGCACCAGACAGAGGUUCAGGGCCAUGGGGUGCUGGAGAGGACCUCUGAGGAGGGCCGGGUGCACAUCCUCAGGGAUAUGAAGCACCUAAGGGAGUCCUGGAUGGCCCUCCAUGACCUCAGCCUCAACCUCUUCAGGCUGCUGAAUGGGCACAGCUCUGAGGACCCUGACUUAGACACCCAGAGGGAGAGAGGCCAGGCUGGGGAGAGGCCAGGCCCAGGCAGGGAGCUCUUUCCUGGGGAGGGAGGAGACAUGAUCAAAGAUAGUGGCUCCAGCAGCAGUAGGGAGGGUGCUCCAGAGAGAUCCCCAGGAGAGGGCCAUGGGGUCUGGCUCUCUCAGAGCUCUGGGGUAGGGGCUGGGAGAGGGGGAAGAACAGGGUUAGGAGGAAGGUUAGAGCGAGGGGAAGGAGGGGAGAGUUUUGGAGCAGAAGAGGGUAUUUGGGUCGAGGGAGCGUUUGAGGUUAUGGAUCUCUCUGAACAUAGGGAGAGACAGGGCAGGGAUCGACAGACUCUUGGUCAACAACUGAGUCCUAUGACGUUAACCUUGGCGGGCAGUCAGAGACUGGGACAGGGCGGUGGGAGUGGUGACAGGGAGACGGAAAGGGAGAAGGAGAGGGGUGGCGGUGAGCACAGCCUGGGUGUAGAGGAGGUGGACUCCUCCAUCGUUUGGAGAGGGGGGUACGGUCAGAGGGGAGAGGAGGGAACCACAGGGAUGACAUCAGGCCACACAAGGGGCAGAAGCACCCAUGGUGGAGGACGAUUGGUGGUGGUGGACUCUGGCUCCAGAGUUAGUGGGGAAGUGAUGGACUCUGGCUCCAGGGUUAGCGGGGUGGUGGGGGACUCUGGCUCCAGGGUUAGUGGGGUAGUGGGGGACUCUGGCUCCAGGGUUAGCGGGGUGGUGGGAGAGUCUGGCUCCAGGGUUAGUGGGGUAGUGAUGGACUCUGGCUCCAGGGUUAGCAGGGUGGUGGGGGACUCUGGCUCCAGGGUUAGUGGGGUAGUGGGGGACUCUGGCUCCAGGGUUAGUGGGGUAGUGGGGGACUCUGGCUCCAGGGUUAGCGGGGUAAUGGGGGACUCUGGCUCCAGGGUUAGCGGGGUAGUGGGGGACUCUGGCCUCAGGGUUAGCGGGGUAGUGGGGGACUCUGGCUCCAGGGUUAGCGGGGUGGUGUGGGACUCUGGCUCCAGGGUUAGCGGGGUAGUGGGGGACUCUGGCUCCAGGGUUAGCGGGGUGGUGAGGGAGUCUGGCUCCAGGGUUAGCGGGGUAGUGAUGGACUCUGGCUCCAGGGUUAGCGGGGUGGUGGGGGACUCUGGCUCCAGGGUUAGCGGGGUAGUGGGGGACUCUGGCCUCAGGGUUAGCGGGGUAGUGGGGGACUCUGGCUCCAGGGUUAGUGGGGUGGUGUGGGACUCUGGCUCCAGGGUUAGCGGGGUGGUGAGGGACUCUGGCUCCAGGGUUAGCGGGGUAGUGGGGGACUCUGGCUCCAGGGUUAGCGGGGUGGUGGGGGACUCUGGCUCCAGGGUUAGCGGGGUGGUGGGGGACUCGGGCUCCAGGGUUAGCGAGGUGGUGGGUGACUCUGGCUCCAGGGUUAGCGGAGUAGUGGGGGACUCUGGCUCCAGGGUUAGCGAGGUGGUGGGGGACUCUGGCUCCAGGGUUAGCGAAGUAGUGCGGGACUCUGGCUCCAGGGUUAGCGGGGUGGUGGGGGACUCUGGCUCCAGGGUUAGCGGAGUAGUGCGGGACUCUGGCUCCAGGGUUAGCGAGGUGGUGGGGGACUCUAGCUCCAGGGUUAGCGGGGUAGUGGGGGACUCUGGCUCCAGGGUUAGCGGAGUAGUGCGGGACUCUGGCUCCAGGGUUAGCGAGGUGGUGGGGGACUCUAGCUCCAGGGUUAGCGAGGUGGUGGGGGACUCUGGCUCCAGGGUUAGCGGGGUAGUGGGGGACUCUGGCUCCAGGGUUAGCGGGGUGGUGGUAGUAGAUGUGUCUGAGUCCAGCAGUAGUGGGCAGACAGAGGAGUGUGUGGAUGGGCAGAGGUCCAGAGGAAUGGCUGAAUCCCUGGCCAUGGAGGUAGAUGUGGGGUUAGGGUCAGGCUCUGGGUUAGAGCACGGCAGCAGAGGCAACUACGACAAGGGAACAGGUGGAAUGAGAGACCACAGUGAAGGGGGACAUCUGCGACACAGAGGCUUUUUCCCGCCUAUCAAGACCAGGAUGGAGGAUUCAGUCAUGGAUGGUCUCACUGCUAGAAAACCCUCUGGAAGCCUACAGGGCUCAAGUCACCACACCACGGCAGAUGUUGGGGCAACCCUGAGUGCAGGGGACUAUGAGGACAGGAGGAGGGAGUUUGAGGCCUGGCUACAGAAGGAGAACGGUACACUCUCAGGGAUUCUGAGCACAGAGGGACUGCUGAGCACCAAAGAACUCAAGAUCAGGCAGAACACACUCAUGACCUUGCGGUCCAGUGUAGACUGGGGUCAGGAGCAGUUCCAGCUACUACUGAUGACUUGGGCUGUAGCCGGGGCCAGGGCUGACCGUGGGGCUGAGGAUGUGGGCAUGGAGGAGAUACGUUAUCGCUGGAUGCUCUACAAGUCCAAACUGAAGGAUGUAGGAGACCUCAAGGCCCUGUUGAAUGUCAAGCAGGGUGCCGGUGCUGCUGGCCGAGAGGAACACACCAGGACAGCGAAGGAGAAGACUCCAGGCCUGCUGUACCGUGUGUGUCGGGUGGCCCUGCCCCUCUGGCUCCUGCUGUUGGCUCUGCUCCUCUUUGCCUUCUUCCUGCCCUGGAUGGACGAAGCCUCCAGCUGCUCUCUGUCCAACAACUUCGCCCGCUCCUUCAACAUCAUGCUCCGUUACCACGGACCUCCACCCACAUAGGAAAGGAGAUAUAGGAUUAUGAAGACCAUUGCUCUUCACCCUCAAUCCAUUCUGUGCGUGUGUGUCAGUUUGGGUCAGUGAGUGUGUGUCAGUGUGUGAAUGCGUUUCUGCUGUGUGUCAGUGUGUGGGUGGGUGACCUCAGCUGUUCUCACACAGUCAGGCCAAUUCAGCUCCUCUAUCACACAGGCUGGCAGCACUUCACAGAGAACAGCGCUCCACACUCCUAUUCACACUACUACAGUAGCUAAUGGCCACCAAACACCAAACACAUAAUUUUGGAGUAGGGAGCGGAGGUGAUGUGGGAUAAGGAGGUGGAUUUGUAUUGCCUUUAUUUAAGGGGUGAAAUGAUGCUUACAUGGUCUUAGAUAACUUAGAUAACUAACUGCGUGUGAUCUGUCAUAUACCAAAAAUACCUAUCAUGGUUUGCUGCCAUUUUAAAGACUUGUGUGGAUAACACUUUUUUAAACUGCCUUUAACCCUGAUAAAUAACAUUAUGCUUUUUCUUCUUGGAUGAGUGUCAGAUGUUUUUAAAGCUUUAUUUUUAACCUGUACAUGAUGCCUGUUGCACAGAUUACCCUUAUCAAUUGUAUCACUGUGUUAAUGACAGCCACGCGCUUCAAAGAUCAGGAAUAGUUGACAUUCUAGAUGCAGGAUGUUCUCAUGUCCACCGAAACACAAUAUCUGUUCUAUCAUGAGUCAACUCAAAUCUAACACAUACCGAUGAUGAUUAAGCAAGUCAGUUAGUAAUGGUAUACAGGAUGUCCCACUUCUGACUGUCCAAAUAUACAUCCUACUUGUACUGUACUGUACUGUAGGCAUGUUUCAACAAUAUGCUUCCCUUUCUCAAGGUUCUAUGCUAUAUUUGAACACUUUCGUAAUGAUCCCUUGGCACAGUUAAACCGUUUGAUGAAUAUAGCAAUUAUAAAGCCUUGUACUAUGGCCCCUGACUUUUUCUUGGACCACAGAGUGUUCUAGAUGCCAAAUUUACUUUGGUUUUUAUACGUAAUGUUCAGCAGGGCCCAGAUUAUAAAAUGGAAAUAGCCGCUGUUAUGGGAGAGGGGCCUUUUUUGAGCAGAUUCUUAAAAUGACGCAAUGAACCUCUCAACCUCGACUUUUCCCCCUCUCGUUCUCUGUUGCUCGCUCGCGCUCUCUUUUUAUCUCCCCUCUCUCUCCCCCUCUGUGUCUAUCUCCCCUCUCUCCUCCUCCCCCCUCCCUCGCUCUCCUCCCUCUCCUCACUCCCACUGAUCUUGCGGUCCAGUGUGGACCUCUGUCAUUCAUUCACUUUUCUAUUUGUCCCUGUACGUGUGUUUUACUGACCUAAGGUUUGCUAGGGAAAUGGAGACCAAAUCCAGUUAUUCUAUUAGACACGUCUAUCACACACGUCUUUAUGAGGUUAUAACCCACAAAUAGCUUGCCAAUGUUUUAAAUUUGAUUACGUUUGAACAGUUAGCUUUUGUUGGGAGUUGGGGACAGUGUGUGUUAGUUCGACUGAAGCCUGUCUCGUCUCAGAAUGUUGAAGUAUAAUCUGUGUCUGUUCUCUGUCUGGGAAGGCCUGUCUUCGUCUGUCAUCGUGAACGUUAAAUGACUGAACAAGUUUAAUAGAAGGAAAAAGUGCAUGCCGGCCCUACUUGUACAAAACUGUAUUGAAGGCAUACAUAAUAUUACAGUUGAGUGUAUGCUGGAUUUGAACUGAAUAUUUAUACCACUCUACUGUUAUCUAUAAACAACUUAUGCAAUGCACUUCUUCAAUAUAUUUAUCCAACAUAUCUCUUAGGAGGCUUUUAAAUGAAUGUUAAACUUAAAUACAAUAUAUAGCACAAAAUAUCACCAUACUUAUACCACAGGGUAAUAUGCUGCAUUCUUUUGAGUAGCAAUGGCUACAGUGGGCCUACCUGCCAACUCUGCUUCUUGCACUGCUAUAUUGAGUAAGACACAUAUACAGCCUUUUACAAUGGACACAGGUUCAAAUGCCUAACCAGCCAUGAACUGUAUGUCUGUAGUCAUACAUGUGGACUUUCACUUGAACCUAAAGCAGUGCUCCUCUUGAAAGGAUCUGGGAAUCAAGGAUAGGAGAAGGAUAGUGGUGGGGGAAGAAGGUCACAGUUAGCCGGUUGCCAGUCUUUAUAGCUACACUCCUUGACACGGAGUAGCCUUCAAGGAGUGGAAUGUUAGCUAAACAGACACUGGUAACAGGCUAGGUCGGAAUAUUAUAAUGUACCGUAGCAGAUUUAAGGUUACGGUAACUUUCAAAAUUCCCAGGUUCUCUAAAAAUCCUUGGAGGAUUCUGGAUUUCUUGCUUAUUCCUUACGGAUUCCGGCAAUCUACCAACUGGGAUUUCUGGAAAAUCUGGGAAUAUUUGGAAAGUUACUAGAAUUUUGCAACCCUAAUUAGAUUCCUCUGCAGUGUGUUAUGGGCAGGAAUAGCUUUACUCUGCUCUGCUAAAUGUAUUCAAAAUGGUUUUAGCUUAGAUUGGGAAAGUGUGUUAUGCAAAUUAGUAUCUGCUUUACAAAAAUCAAAGGCUUUUAAACACACAUGUCGGCAGGAAUGAAGAUUCAAAACUUUUGUAAAACAUUAAAAUAUUAUACUCUAUUUUGUUACUAUAUUUUGAAAUGAACAAAAUGCUUAAUGUUUCAACACAGAGCUUUUAUUUAACCAAUAUUUUUGUAUUGUACUCAAACUGGAAAUAAAUAUGCAAUGUGUAUA
Molecule: messenger RNA, 7942 nt
Organism: Oncorhynchus masou masou (cherry salmon)
Lineage: Eukaryota; Metazoa; Chordata; Actinopteri; Salmoniformes; Salmonidae
Product: nesprin-3-like
Exons: 19
Coding region: 167-5239 (1690 amino acids)
Biological process (GO): microtubule cytoskeleton organization; nuclear migration
Cellular component (GO): microtubule; nuclear outer membrane; meiotic nuclear membrane microtubule tethering complex
Molecular function (GO): calmodulin binding; microtubule binding; actin filament binding
Source: RefSeq, a predicted model, not a curated record